Molecule: messenger RNA, 435 nt
Organism: Suillus paluster
Lineage: Eukaryota; Fungi; Basidiomycota; Agaricomycetes; Boletales; Suillaceae
Exons: 3
Coding region: 1-435 (144 amino acids)
Source: RefSeq, a predicted model, not a curated record
AUGGCCAGCCAGCUUCAGACAUAUCCACUUUGCCUAGCACAUUGUCAUGCUGCAAACCCGCCCAGUACUGCAAGUCAACCACAAUGUCUCACUUUCAUUGUGCACCCUGUUGGAAAUGAACCAAUUACUUUGAAUAUCAAUUUCAAGACCGAAUAUGGUCACGUCGAGUCAAGGGCAGUGCAUAGCACCUUAUCUACGACCAUCAUGCCUUCAAGUCAGGAUGAUUCUGAGACUGAGCCAGAGUCUGAGCCCGAUGUUGCCGAGACGCAUAAGUCCACUGGAGUGUCUCCCAUACUGCAACAGCAAGCAAAUGAACUGUCGAUUUGGCACUCCACAACUUGUCUGCAACACAAGACAGAUGAACCUUCCAGUCCAGUCAAGCGCCUGUGGACAGAAGACUAUGGACUGACUUGUGGAACGAGUUGGCGUCAGUAA